CAUGCUUUUUUUUUUUGCAUUUCGCUAACAUUCAUCUACAAUCAGGUACAAAGUACACAUUCUAAUGAAAAAUGGCAAAAAAAGUUCAUCUGACUCCAAAUGAUGACGCAAAAUAAAAGAUAGAAUAAAUAAUGCAAUUUCUCUAACUAACAUGAAUUUAUCAAAUUUAAGAUUUUAGGCAUAUUUGUUGAUAUAUAUUACCUGAAAAGAUAACAAUUUCAUAACAUAAUAUAUAUAUAUAUAUAUAUGUGUGUGUGUAUAAAUACUAAUUUAAUAUAAUUAUUGUAUGAUGAAGUCCACAUUUAUAAAUUAAUCUUAUAUCAUAAUUAAAAUUAAUUUUUUUAAUCAAAUAAUAAACAAUCCGGCUAUUACACUUUCAAAUUAUAAUGCAUAUAUUUAAACAUUAAAGUAUCAUGCAUAUAUUUAAACUUAUAUUUCUCUUAUAAUAACUAUGUAGAGUCUACAAUCAAAUUAAUAUAUCUCCAUAUCCUUUAUACAUAUUUUGUUUUCUAAAAUACUGUUUAAAAAUAUUCUAGGUUAUAAAACCAUAACCAACCUAUAUCAAUAUUAGCAAAAUCAGCACUACGCACCGGCAAACUCCUGAUAUGUAUAUAAAAUUGGAUAAAUAAACAUAAAAAUCGUCAUAUCAUUAAUUUUAGAAUUGCUCAAAACAUUUACUUUUACAACCAAAUCUGAAUUAUUUAUAAUCAAGAACACCCUUGGUUCUAUCUCUUUUGUUAGAUGAUUUUAUAAAUUAGAAUAAACAAAGUCGUGGGGUUGGAGCAAUUGUUAAAUUAUAAUAUAUUUUUUUUGUUAAAUUAAUUGGAAAUUUGGAAGGAACAAACUGGAGGCUGGUUGGGAGAGAAGAAUAGUUAAGUAAACGUGGAACGACACCCUUCUAUUUUGUUUUCGGGGAAUGCGGAAUUAAAUUAAAGUUGGUUCUGUUGGUGUACUGGAGUUAUUCAUUGGGAAGGAAACAAAAAUCUCGAAAAAGAGCUCUCUUCAGAGCAUAUUCAAUGAAAUUUCUAAUAGAUUCUUCUUUUUUCUUGAACCACCUAAUAGAUUCUUCAAACGUUACAAAAUGAAAAAAAAAAAAAAAAUUAGAACAUCACUAUGUCCAGAAUGAAGAAAAUGUUUUCAAAAACUAUUGAAAUAUUAAAACCAAUUAAAUACUAUUAAACGAGUAUUUCAUGUUUUCGGGAUUUUUUAAACAUUUAAUUAUUUUUAAUGUUUAAUAGUUUUUAAGAACUUUUCCUAUAAAACGCGAUUGCUUUUUGAAACGUUCAAACUAAAGAAAAUUUGCUUAAAAACUUUAGAAACUCAUUCGUUACAUGUCUUCUUUUUAGUGGUCAACUGUUAUUAAUUAGCAUAUAAAUAUUUUAACUUUUAAGAAAUUCAAUACCGUCUCUAGAGCCAUCGAGGUUGAACUUACUACAAAAACACUGUUUAUAAAAGAUUCCCUUUUAUAUAACUCUCAUAAACAUACAAACCUGUUGACUCACUAUUGGCUGGAAAAAAAAUCAGAAAAGGAAGUAAAGUCGUUUAUGUUAACUGAAUAACUGUGAAUUUGAUUUAUUAACAAAGAUAACGCGUAGAAAUGAAAAGAAGCCUGACAAAAUAAAUAAAACAACUUUCUUAACACGUAGAGUCAACUCUGAAUCCGACUGUACAUAAACAUAACUACAUAUAGGCAUGUUCAAACCUGGAAGACCAAGAAAAUUAAAAAAGCAUAGAAAGGAAUUUAUGUUGAUAAUCCAAGUAAAUAAAAGUUCAUGCAUUUAACACAAAACAUGUCCGAUAUCUCCAAUGAAAAAAACAAAUCCUCAAAUUUACAUAUAAUUUUCUCAACAAAGAGAGAGAGAAAAAACAAGAACACAAGAAUGUUGUGCGGAGACAUGAGAGGUGUACUCUUCUCCGUCUUACUUCUGUUCCCUGCGUUCUCUUUCUCUGCCAACACUUUGUCGGCCACAGAAUCUCUAACCAUCUCAAGCAACAAGACCAUUUCGUCUCCUGGUAAUAUCUUCGAGCUUGGUUUCUUCAAACCCUCUUCGUCUUCUCGUUGGUAUCUCGGGAUAUGGUACAAGGCAAUCUCCAAGAGAACCUACGCAUGGGUUGCAAACAGAGACCAUCCUCUCUCUUCUUCCAUCGGAACUCUCAAAAUCUCCGACAGUAACCUCGUGGUCGUUGAUGGAUCAGACACAGCUGUUUGGUCGACGAAUCUUACCGGAGGAGGAGAUGUGAGAUCUCCGGUGGUGGCAGAGCUUCUUGAUAACGGUAACCUCGUGCUCAGAGACUCUAACAACAACGAUCCAGAUGGAGUUUUGUGGCAGAGUUUCGAUUUUCCGACAGAUACUUUACUUCCGGAGAUGAAACUCGGUUGGGAUCUCAAAACCGGGUUUAACCGGUUCUUGAGAUCGUGGAAAAGUCCUGAUGAUCCAUCAAGCGGCGAUUACUCGUUCAAACUCGAGACAAGAGGGUUUCCGGAGGCUUUCUUGUGGAACAAAGCGUCGCAAGUGUACCGGAGCGGUCCGUGGAAUGGAAUCCGGUUUAGUGGUGUACCGGAAAUGCAACCGUUCGAUUACAUAGAGUUCAACUUUACAACGAGUAAUCAAGAAGUGACUUACUCAUUUCAUAUCACCAAAGACAACAUGUACUCGAGAUUAAGUUUGAGCUCCACGGGGUCACUACAACGGUUCACUUGGAUUGAAGCAAUACAGAACUGGAACCAGUUCUGGUACGCACCAAAAGACCAAUGUGAUGAGUACAAAGAGUGCGGAACUUUCGGUUACUGCGAUUCCAACACGUACCCGGUUUGUAACUGUAUGAGAGGGUUUGAGCCGAGGAAUCCACAGGCGUGGGGGUUAAGAGAUGGGUCUGACGGUUGCGUGAGGAAGACGGCUCUGAGUUGUAACGGUGGAGAUGGGUUUGUGCGGUUAAAGAAAAUGAAAUUGCCGGAUACUGCGGCGACUAGUGUGGACAGAGGUAUAGGGAUUAAAGAAUGUGAAGAGAAGUGCAAAAGUGAUUGUAAUUGUACUGCGUUUGCUAAUACGGAUAUCCGAGGUGGUGGAUCGGGUUGUGUUGUGUGGACCGGAGAUAUUUUGGAUACCCGGAAUUAUGCUAAGGGUGGUCAGGAUCUUUACGUUAGGUUGGCUGCUACUGAUCUCGAGGACACGACGAACCGAAAUGCAAAAAUCAUAGGCUCAUGCAUUGGAGUGAGCGUUUUGCUUCUUUUAUGUUUCAUCUUCUACCGCUUUUGGAAAAGGAAGCAGAAGCGAUCAAUAGCAAUUGAAACAUCAUUUGUUGAUCAAGUGAGGAGCCAAGAUUUGCUAAUGAACGAAGUGGUAAUACCUAGUAGGAGACAUAUAUCUAGAGAAAACAAAACUGAUGAUCUCGAAUUGCCAUUAAUGGACUUUGAAGCUGUUGCCAUUGCAACUGACAAUUUCACUAACGCCAACAAGCUCGGUCAAGGUGGUUUCGGUAUAGUUUACAAGGGUAGGUUACUUGACGGGCAAGAAAUAGCUGUAAAAAGACUGUCAAAAAUGUCGGUACAAGGGACUGAUGAGUUCAAGAAUGAGGUGAAACUCAUUGCAAGGCUUCAGCACAUAAACCUUGUUCGUCUUCUUGGAUGUUGCGUCGAUGAGGGCGAGAAGAUGUUGAUUUACGAGUAUUUGGAGAAUCUUAGUCUCGAUUCUCAUCUCUUUGACAAGACUCGAAGCUGUAAGCUAAAUUGGCAGAAGAGAUUUGAUAUUACAAAUGGUAUUGCUAGAGGGCUUCUAUAUCUUCACCAAGAUUCACGGUUUAGGAUUAUACAUAGAGACUUGAAAGCGAGCAAUGUAUUGCUUGAUAAAGAUAUGACUCCAAAGAUCUCGGAUUUUGGGAUGGCUAGGAUCUUUGGACGGGAUGAAACAGAAGCUAAUACGAGGAAGGUGGUCGGAACUUACGGCUACAUGUCCCCGGAAUAUGCGAUGGAUGGAAUAUUCUCUACAAAAUCAGAUGUUUUCAGCUUCGGUGUUUUGCUUCUUGAGAUCAUAAGUGGCAAGAGGAACAAAGGAUUCUACAACUCUGACCAUGACCUAAAUCUUCUUGGUUGUGUGUGGAGGAACUGGAAAAAAGGGAAAGGGCUAGACAUCGUAGAUCCAAUCAUCUUAGAUUCUUCACCAUCAACGUACCGUCCACUUGAAAUCUUGAGAUGCAUAAAGAUUGGACUCCUAUGUGUUCAAGAACGUGCAAACGACAGACCAACGAUGUCGUCCGUGGUUAUGAUGCUAGGAAGUGAAACAGCGGCUAUUCCUCAGCCUGAACAGCCAGGUUAUUGCGUUGGGAGAAGUCCUCUUGAUACUGAUUCAUCAUCGAGUAAUCAGCGGAAUGAUGAAUCUUGGUCUGUGAACCAAAUGACUGUAUCGGUCAUUGACCCUCGGUGAUGUGAGCGUCACUGUGUCAAUCUGUAUUUGUUAAAAUGAUUAAAACUGAGUGAUACAAGUAUCGACUGUCUAACAUGGUUUGUAACUUGCAUAGUUUUUUCUAUGUACGUCUCCAUAUCAAAGACAUACUAGAUGGUCCGA
Messenger RNA from Brassica rapa (field mustard), 4562 nucleotides. RefSeq names its product receptor-like serine/threonine-protein kinase SD1-8. NCBI's taxonomy places the organism in Eukaryota, Viridiplantae, Streptophyta, Magnoliopsida, Brassicales, Brassicaceae. The record is from RefSeq and is a predicted model, not a curated record. Gene Ontology annotation, molecular function: protein serine/threonine kinase activity; ATP binding. Gene Ontology annotation, biological process: recognition of pollen; protein phosphorylation.